Molecule: messenger RNA, 1734 nt
Organism: Aspergillus udagawae
Lineage: Eukaryota; Fungi; Ascomycota; Eurotiomycetes; Eurotiales; Aspergillaceae
Gene: las21
Product: mannose-ethanolamine phosphotransferase LAS21
Exons: 4
Coding region: 1-1734 (577 amino acids)
Biological process (GO): GPI anchor biosynthetic process
Cellular component (GO): endoplasmic reticulum membrane
Source: RefSeq, a predicted model, not a curated record
AUGCCACGGCUCAAGGCUAUGACAACUGGCUCCGUGCCGUCCUUCUUGGACGUGAUAUUGAACAUCGCAGAGUCUGAUACCUCUUCUACUCUCGCAUAUCAAGAUACAUGGCUUGCGCAAUUAAAGGCGCAGGGAGGUCAGCUUGUCAUGUACGGGGAUGACACUUGGAUCAAGCUAUUUCCAGGAGUCUUUGAUAGAUCUGAUGGGACUACGAGUUUCUUCGUUUCGGAUUUUACUGAAGUAGAUCACAAUGUUACCCGCCAUAUCCCGCGGGAGCUAUCACAGCGCGAUUGGUCGGCCUUCAUAAUGCACUUUUUGGGAUUGGAUCAUAUUGGUCACAAAGCUGGCCCUAAGAGUCGACAUAUGAUGACAAAACAACGAGAGAUGGACUCGAUCGUUGCUCUAAUCUAUGCCGCCAUGGAGGAACAGGACCAUCUUCAAUCGACCCUGUUUGUUCUAUGCGGAGAUCAUGGGAUGAACGAUGCCGGGAAUCAUGGUGGCUCGUCACCGGGAGAAACUUCACCCGCUUUGCUUUUCAUUUCACCGAAGUUUCAGACUAAAAAAACUCCUGAAGACAGUCCGGUUGAAGCAUUUAACGACUUGCAAUACUAUCGGACUGUUGAGCAGAUGGAUAUCACGCCAACUCUGGCGGGACUUCUGGGUUUACCUAUUCCGCUGAAUAGUCUGGGCAUCUUCAUACCAGAGUUUCUAAUGAUGUGGGAUAAUGAUGCUCACAGAGUUGAUCUCCUGCUUCGAAACGCCAAGCAGAUGCUUAACGCAAUGAAGGGGACCUUUCCCGAUAUAGAUGUCGAGGCAACUACUACUCCUCACGGCUGCGACAAGCAAUUGCCAACAGGUCCUGCCAAAGUCCAGUGUGCCUGGUCCCAAGCACUACAAUUAGUCCACGGACCGGAGCGUAACAGAACAACUCUGCCAGAUGUCGAAUCGGCUCUGCUAAGGGUUCUAGGUUCUGCCCAGGAAGUGAUGAGCAGCACUGCCAGUAAAUACAAUACAACAAGACUUUAUUUGGGCUUGACUGUCGCAGCUCUUGCUGUUUUACUCUCGUUUUUCCCAGCAUAUGGUUUGGUCUCGAAGUCCAGCAAUGCUGUGACGUUUCUCAUGUUCAGCAUUAUAAGCUACGGUGGUAUGAUGUUUGCCAGCAGCUACGUGGAGGAAGAGCAACAAUUUUGGUAUUGGGUCGUCACGGCAUGGACUGUCUAUUUGCACAUAAAAUCACUCCGCCCAUGGCAUGGCUCGAAAGAUCCUCAGUUCUCGUUCUCACGAUUUGCAACAUGUAUGACAGUUGUGCUGGCCAUCUCUUAUCGGAUUCUCAGACGCUGGAAUCAAACAGGCCAGAAAUUUGCUGCCGAGCCAGAUAUUGCGCGGAAUUUCUUUCCCCGCCAUCAGAAUAUCUUGUGGGCGUUGAUUAUACUGACUUACUUCGAUACAUGCAUGCGUCUUUGUCUCAAUUCACCCCCGAGUAAUAUCUGGCGUUCCACAGCUAUACUGACGAUAAUAGCGGCCUUCUUUUUCAAGCUGGUUUUCGUGCUGUCCGAUUCACCCGAGCUUCUUGACGAGUCCCUUUUAUCACCCAUACAGAAAACUCUUGAAGUGAUGCCAUUGAUUCUACCCGCAAGACUUGUCUUCUGUGGAAUUUCCCUACUGGUGGUGACAUCGUUCUGUACGAUGAAUGUCACACAGAAACGAUCUUCUUUAACAGGAGGCAAGUGUUGA